CGCAGGCAAAAAAGCUGCGCUUCAAUCCAGGUGAGGGCAGCAGAGAUUCAUUUUCAUCAACGGCCUGCGCAAAGCGCAUGAAGCGUGUGUCUGGCAAGAUAUCAGGAUCGACACGAUGUCUCCAACAUUUUGCCCAUACUGCUGCAACUGUCUCACCAUCGCUCGGUCUGCACCCACUGUCCAGGAUCCUCAAGGACUGAAUGCCUUUACCUGUCGAACCUGUCCCUACCAGUUCAUCUUGGACCAGUCCUACUAUGAACGCGCAUACAUGAAGCAAAAGCAAAAAGACGACAUCAUAGGCGAAGAGCAGUCGGACUUGCCCAUCAAUGAGGUGCCUGGAGGUUGUCCAAAUGAAAAAUGUGACUCUAAGCAAGCCUACUUCUAUCAACUGCAGACAAGAAGUGCAGACGAACCGCCCACCUCUUUCUUCAAGUGCGUUGAAUGUUCGAAACAAUGGAGAGAAUACUGAGCGCAUGCAAACAACGACUCAUACCUCGCCAUCUAAUGCAAGUUCAUGUAUGAUGUCCUUGUUGUGAGUCACUACAGAACUCAAGCCCCUGCGGCCUCGAACGUCCACGUUCACAGGGUCAAAUCUAUGACUCCGACAACGACCCUAUCAACACCAUGUUGACUCAGUCCAAGUUGAGGCAUUCGACUCGAACCCGAAAAUUUUAGGUUCCCCAAUUCAGAUCAAGAAUUGUGAAUAUCCAAUUGGUGCAAAUUAACCACCAGGCAAGCGACAACACACGGCUCCCCAGCAACAGCCCAUGUGCAAGCUUUUUACACGUAACAACGGAGGAGGACUGUUCAGCCUCUAGAAAAGAGCAGUGGCCAGUUAGCGAGCAGGAUAAGGCAGGGUGGCGUUGCAUCUAGUGGGGCAGGUGAUGAAUUUUGGGCCGCAAACCGUGCAAGGAGGAGAAAUGUCAGAUUUUUAGAGCUGGACUGUUGAUAGUAGAUAGUAGGUUGAGCCAGGCGGGCAGCGGCCGGAGGGCCCCUCCAGCCCCUCCAUCGCCCAAUUGCCGCCACCUUGGUCCCGUU
Messenger RNA from Exophiala mesophila, 1038 nucleotides. RefSeq lists its product as uncharacterized. Gene Ontology annotation, biological process: DNA-templated transcription; termination of RNA polymerase III transcription. Gene Ontology annotation, molecular function: nucleic acid binding; zinc ion binding; DNA-directed RNA polymerase activity. Bases 116 to 469 code for a protein of 117 amino acids. NCBI's taxonomy places the organism in Eukaryota, Fungi, Ascomycota, Eurotiomycetes, Chaetothyriales, Herpotrichiellaceae. The record is from RefSeq and is a predicted model, not a curated record. Gene Ontology annotation, cellular component: RNA polymerase III complex. The transcript has 4 exons.